GGAUGUCAACUUCCAGGACAGCUGGUGGUGGACAGGUCUGAUGUGUGCAGCUGCGGCAGGGCAGCGGGGUGUCGUUAGGCUCCUCCUCCAGCAGGGGGCGGCGUGGGUGGGCGUGGUGGACACGCAGGGCCGGGACGCCAGGGAGCUGGCUAGGAGGGCGGGGCAUAGCGGGGUCCUAGAGGAACUGGACUGCUACGGGUCUCCGUAUGACCAUGAGACGGGUGAUCGCGACCGGCGUGGGAGACAGAGGGGUGAACCCAACCACCAGGACCAGAGUUCUCCCCCAGCAACAGCAGCAGACCAGAGCCAUCAGAACCAGUCAAUCCAGACCCAGUGGUGUCCAGUCUGCAGUGUCCACUACACCUGUCCUCCAGAGACGCACCUCUCCUCCACCCUCCACCUGUUCUCUCUCUCCCGCCCCUGCCCCCCUCCCCACUACUGCCUCCCCCCCUCCACCCCCGCCUACCAGAUGAUGCUGCGCUCUGGAUGGACCCCUGGGGGGGGGCUUGGGCCCGAGGGGGAGGGUCACAAACAGCCGGUCCGGACCGUCCUGAAGAGAGACAGCAGAGGCCUGGGGUACGGACCCACGCCCCGACCCAAGGUCACACACUUCCAACCUAAGGACCCGCAGGCAGUCAGACGGACGGGGAAGGAGGGGCGGGGGGAGAGGGGGAGGAGGGGGAUGAAGGAGCAGAGCAAGAGGGAGGAGAAGGACAGGAACUGGGAGAGGGACUUCCGCUCUUCGUUUAACACCUUUGACCCCUGACCUCUAAACUCUGAUGUCAUCACCUGUUGUAGUCAGUGUCUCUCUGUAGUGUACACUCUGCUCUCUCUCUCUCUCUCUCUCUCUCUCUCUCUCUCUCUCUCUGUCUCUC
Messenger RNA from Coregonus clupeaformis (lake whitefish), 875 nucleotides. Its product is annotated as G patch domain and ankyrin repeat-containing protein 1-like. The transcript is spliced from 3 exons. The record is from RefSeq and is a predicted model, not a curated record. Lineage: Eukaryota; Metazoa; Chordata; Actinopteri; Salmoniformes; Salmonidae. Bases 41 to 766 code for a protein of 241 amino acids. Gene Ontology annotation, molecular function: nucleic acid binding.